This is a messenger RNA of Colletotrichum spaethianum, 1131 nucleotides long. Its product is annotated as serine/threonine-protein phosphatase PP1. The coding region runs from base 1 to 1131 and encodes 376 amino acids. Gene Ontology annotation, molecular function: protein serine/threonine phosphatase activity. Lineage: Eukaryota; Fungi; Ascomycota; Sordariomycetes; Glomerellales; Glomerellaceae. Gene Ontology annotation, cellular component: cytoplasm; nucleus. The record is from RefSeq and is a predicted model, not a curated record. The transcript has a single exon.
AUGGGAAACCAGCCAUCCAAAGAGGGCGGCCAUGCAUCUGGCAAAGGCGCCGGCGGUGACGGCACCGCCGAGACCCUCAAGUCCUACCCUUCCUUUGGCAGAUCCGACACCAAGGACUCGUCGCGCUCAUUCAAGGCCCUUCGAUCCAAGAUCCCCGGUUCGAGCAAGACUGACAGCCCGAGGAACUCUGUCAUCACCUCCCCCACCGAAGAAAAGUCCGACGCUGCCUCGGUCAAGUCGGGGAAAAGCGCAAAGUCCGGCACCUCCCGAGGCCGCAAUGACUCCGCCACCUCGCCAAUGUCGCCCUCCGGCGAAAUCGAAUCCCCGCUCGAUGACUCUCAGCCGCCGCCAUCCCCGACGCAGUCGAGCACCAUCAAGAACGGGAUUCACGAUGUGAGCGCCGCGCAGGCCUCCGGUGAGGUCGACCACGUCUCUGACCAGCCCCCGUGUGCUGGCGGCAGCUUAAACACCCACAUGCAGCAGCCGGGCAAGUCCAUUCUGGCCACGAAGGGCAGUGACGGCGCCGCCACGCCCGUCGCGAAGACGAUGUCGACAAACUCUGGUGAUAAGCAGGAGGGAGGCGUUGCCAUGAGCGAAAUCAAGGACAUCGACCUCGACGACUUCAUCAAGCGGCUUCUCGAUGCAGGCUACGCCGGCAAGGUCACCAAGAGCGUGUGCCUGAAGAACGCCGAGAUCGUGGCCAUCUGCCAACGAGCCCGCGAAGUGUUUCUCUCGCAGCCCGCCCUCUUGGAGCUCGAUGCUCCGGUGAAGAUUGUCGGUGAUGUUCACGGCCAAUACACGGAUCUCCUCCGCAUGUUCGAAAUGUGCGGCUUCCCGCCCUCGUCCAACUACCUCUGCCUGGGUGACUACGUCGACCGCGGCAAGCAGUCGCUCGAGACAAUCCUGCUGCUGCUUUGCUACAAGCUCAAGUUCCCCGAGAACUUCUUCUUGUUGAGGGGAAACCACGAGUGUGCCAAUGUCACCAGAGUCUACGGGUUCUACGACGAGUGCAAGCGCCGCUGCAACGUCAAGAUCUGGAAGACGUUCAUCGACUGCUUCAACACGCUGCCCAUUGCCGCCAUUGUUGCGGGCAAGAUCUUCUGCGUCCAUGGCGGUCUGUCCCCGCGCUAG